Coregonus clupeaformis (lake whitefish) is the source of this 2130-nucleotide messenger RNA. Its product is annotated as zinc finger MYM-type protein 1-like. Bases 531 to 2000 code for a protein of 489 amino acids. NCBI's taxonomy places the organism in Eukaryota, Metazoa, Chordata, Actinopteri, Salmoniformes, Salmonidae. Gene Ontology annotation, molecular function: protein dimerization activity. The record is from RefSeq and is a predicted model, not a curated record. The transcript is spliced from 2 exons.
GCCUGCCUGCCACGUGUGGUGCUGCUUCGGUGAAUGAGAGCUCAGCAACUACUAUUUGCAAGAGGAGCUACGAUUUGCAGGAGUCGAAGAUAUCAGCAAGUCUAAGUAUGACGUACCAGUACAGCCGAACUUGAAGAUAUUCCCAACCACACUGAUGGGGGACAGAAGACGAAGCAAAAGAAGACAAACACACACUCAUGCAGAAGACAAAGAACACACUAAACAAGUACAAGAAAAUCAGGCAUACAUUAAAACAGUUGGGGAAGUGCUGUUGCUUACAGCUACACAAAACAUAGCACAAAGAGGACAUGAUGAAUCUGAAGGGUCCACUAACAAAGGAAACUUUAGGGAAAUUCUUAACACAGUUGCUAACCACGACCAACUUGUUAAGAGAAGAUUAACUUCCAUUCACAAUGCAAAGUACACAAGCAAGAUCAUCCAGAAUGAGGUUUUGGGUUGUUUGGCAGAAAUGGUUCGGUCUGAAAUCAUAGAAGAAGUGAAGAAAAGUGAGGUUUUUAGCGUCAUGGCAGAUGAAACAAAGGAUAUUUCAAAAAAAGAACAGAUGUCCUUCACACUCAGGUACUUACAAUGGGGCCAUUAAGGAGAGUUUUCUCCAUUUUGAAUCUGCAGAGAGGUUAGAUGCAGCAGGGCUUACUGGAAAAAUAGUACACUUACUGGAACGUUAUGGCCUGGACUACAAAAAUAACCUCGUAGGCCAAGCGUACGAUGGCGCUGCCGUUAUGAGCGGUAAGCAUUCAGGGGUUCAGGCAAGGAUCAAAGAACAGGCUAAAUUUGCCUUCUACGUCCAUUGUAGUGCUCAUUGUCUGAAUUUAGUGUUAGUUGAUGUAGUCAAAAGUGUCCCAGAAACGGAGGAGUUUUUUUCUUUGUUACAGAGUCUUUAUAUGUUUACUUCUUCCUCAUAUGUGCACCCAAAAUGGCUGUCUCUCCAAAGAGAAAUGUAUGGCAGAACCAGAGAGCUGCAACGUUUAAGCGACACACGUUGGUCAUGCCGAUUUCUAGCCCUACGUAAUAUCAUGGACACUCUACCUGCCCUUAAACGACUACUGCAAGAGAUUGCUCAAGAACGUCAUGGUGAAAGAACUGUUGAGGCCCGAGGUCUUCUUUCUCAAAUUGACCUAGAAUUUGUUGUGCAUCUUGUUACUCUGCGUAAGUUGUUUGGGGAGACAAAGCUAUUGUCUGACAUGUUACAGUCACAAACUGUUGAUCUGUCAAGUGCUGUUGACUUAGUAAAUGCUUUAGUCCUGACAUUGAAAGACCACAGGCAGGAGUCUUUCUUUGAUGAGUUGUGGGAUGAAGCAUUGAAUAUUUGUGAGCAGUGUGAUUCUGCAACAAGGUCAGUGGCGAAACGUCAGAAAAUGCUGAGCUCUAGACUCAGUGGCUACUGCACGCUAAGCACUGUUGGUCAGAGGGAGGUAGAACGUGACAAAGAUAUGUUUCUCACAUCAUUUUUCUAUCCUGUAAUUGACAGCAUGCUCAAUGAGUUGAACAGACGUUUCUCCAAUACAAACUGUGAGCUCAUGAGAAGCAUACAGUCUCUCAGUCCCCAGAGUGAUACCUUUUUAAAGGAGAGCAAUGUUUUUUCAUUUGGCCGUUUGUAUAAUGCAGACAUUGAUGAUUUAGGGCAUGAGCUCCAUCAAUUUAAGAGAGUUUUGGACAGAAAAAUACAGAGUGGUGAAGUCAAAAAGCCAUGCAGUACAGUUGAGCUGGUUUGUUUUAUUGAGCCAUACAGGGAAGUUUUCUUUGAGCUCUUUAGACUGUGCAAGAUUGCUGUAACCCUUCCUGUAAGCUCAGCCUCUUGCGAACGCAGUUUCUCCACACUGAAACUGAUAAAAACCUUCCUGCGGUCCACCACUAGUGAUGAGAGACUCAGUGAUCUUGGUGUCCUGAGCAUAGAGUCCAGAAGGGCCAAGGCUCUGGAUCUUGAUGUAUUUGUGGACCGUUUUGCCAGACAGCACAACCGCCGUAUCCUGUUGCUGUAGUGUAUCUAUAUGAUAUAUACGCUAGUAGCGUAUGAGUGCCGCUGUGAGGAAAAAGAGAUAUAAUGAACAAUAAAACAACAAGCUUGAGCUUCUUAAGACACGGUGGGUUUAUCUGUUGUCAAUACCACCG